AUGGCAUCUUCUUUAUGGGAACCCCAGUCACGGGAUUGCAGAGCAGAUGAUUCCCGCAAAGUGCAAGUCACUAUUUUGGCUUCUGAAUGGGGAUCAAGCAAAGGGGGACUUUCCACGAUAAACAGAGAGUUAGCCAUUCAGUUGGCCAAAUUCCCUGAAGUGGAAAUCACUUUCUUUUUACCUCAAUGCAGUCAAGAGGACAAGAAGGUAGCCAUGAAGCAUAAUGUAAAGAUCAUUGAGGCAACACCACUGCCUGGCUUUGAGCAACUGGACUGGCUUUGCUCUCCACCUGAAGAUUUGCAAAUCGACGUUAUCAUAGGUCAUGGAGUUAAACUCGGUAAACAGGUUCAAAUCAUUAAAAGAUCUAAAAGGUGCAAAUGGGUUCAAGUGGUGCACACAGAUCCAGAGGAACUUGGAAUGUUCAAGAACUAUUCAGAUCCAAUUUCAAAAGGCGAGGAAAAGCACAAAAUGGAAGUAAAACUGUGUGAAAUGGCGGAUCAUGUUGUUGGAGUUGGUCCCAAGUUGAGUGAAGCCUUUCGCUCCUAUCUUCGCGGCUGUCAAAAAGAUGACAAUGUUGUUGACUUCACUCCGGGAGUAUUCGUAGAGUUUGCAACUGUGAAGCAGGCUCCUAGUGAAAGGCAACAACGCAGUGUCUUGGUGUUUGGUCGUGGAGACAUAGAGGAUUUCAAAUUGAAAGGAUUUGACAUCGCUGGGAAAGCAGUUGCUGGGUUAGAAGAUACUCGUCUUGUCUUUGUUGGAGCUCCAGAUGGAAAACACGAAGAAAUAGCAAAACGGUUGACUGAAUGUGGGGUCCCUGCAAGUCGCUUGAGAGUAAGAGGAUUUGUUGAAGAUCGAGAGAGUCUAAGGCGCUUGUUUCAAGAAGUGGAUCUUGUUGUCAUGCCUUCAAGAACAGAGGGCUUUGGAUUGACAGGACUGGAGGCCUUGUCAGCUGGUCUCCCUGUGCUCGUCAGCCACAACUCCGGUUUUGGAAAAGCUUUACACAGUGUACCUUUUGGAUCAACAUCUGUAGUGAACUCAGAGGAACCAGCAGAUUGGACCUCUGCUAUCAAAACAAUCUUGGGCAAGGACAGGAGAAGUCGGCUUGAGGAAGCAGAAACCUUGCGCGAAUCCUAUGGCAAGAAAUACAACUGGGCCAAACAGAUAAAAGAUCUCAUUGACAUGAUGAUCAUUUGGGUGUAUGGUAUGGAUGCCAAUUUUCUUUUUAUGAAAAAAAGUAUUCUUAACACAUUGCACAAGGAAUAAUAGGAUGUGGACUCUAAUAAGAAUUGAAAAUACAGUGAAACUUGUACUAAGCGGACACCCUCUAUUAAGCAGACACUAGCCGAAGUCCCCAAAUCUAUUUCCCUUAUUUACUUUAAAUAAAACCUUUAUUAAGCGGACACCUCUAUUAAGCGGACCCGGAUACCUAAAAAGUACCUGAAAUGGUCAUUUCUAUUGUUGCCAACCUGUAUUAAACGGAUACUUGUAAUUAAAUUCCACCACCCAACAUGCCAGACACUGGAAAUGCUAAAGUUUGCUUUGUAUUGUCACCCACAAAUUUUUCGAUUUUUACAUUAAACAACGUGACUUGACAAACUUAUUUGAUUAGUUUCCUAGUGCAGUAUUGUUUUCUAUUUCGUUUUGUUUGUAUAGAGCUUUUUUCACUCAUCUGAUUUCUUCAAAUUUGAGUUGCAAUCUGUGUUUAAGGUACUAUGAUCAAUUGGCCCAAACGUACAUCGUCAUAGUCUCUGGGAGUAUUCUAAACGUUUCCUUUGUUCAUUUGAAUGGCAUUUGACACCUCAUAUGUCGUUAUCUAUUGAAACCUGUAUUAGGCGGACACCCUGUAUUAAGCGGACACUACAGCUUUCCCCGAGGGUGUCCGCUUAAUACAGGUUUCACUGUUAACAAACAAAACCAAAUUUGAGUAAUAUUUGCUGCCUUUUUGGCUGAGACCAUGAAAAAAGGCGAUUACUAAGUUUUAUGUUACAUGUAAGCAAACAAAGUAAAGUAAUAUCGACCCAAACCAUCUAUCGUAUGCUUUAUUUCUAGUUCACUGGCUUAUGGGAUUAUUCCAUACAUCAUCUGCAUUUACCAAAACAGCCUGCUGUUAUCUACUCUUUUUUAUCAACAGAUGAUUCUUUAGAUUACCAGAGCUCUUCAGAAACAAAAGGCAGAAUUUUUCCAUUCAGUGAUAGAGCUUUUCAGCUAACGGAAGGGACAACUGUAGACCCUGAAGGUAUCCCUGAUGACUUAAUAAUAAUAAGCUUCUUGAAUGCCGUUGCUGAUCAAAAGUGUAAGAUUUGUUCAUUAAAAUUGUUAACAUCAUUUGAAUCUGUCUUGGCUGAUGCAAUUGUGGAUGAACGAUAGCUACAGUCAGGGACACAAGUAGUUGACACAACAAUACAAUAAAAAUAUUUAAUAUUUUUAUUGUAUUGUUGCAAAAUAAACAUGCUACACUUGCUGAAAGUGGUGAGAAUUUAAUAAGCGCCCAGCCUCGAAUAAGCGCCCACUCUCAAGGUCCAAAAAUUUAAUAAGCGCCCAGGUCGGUUAAUCGAAUAAAUACGGUAUUAGGGAGCUCAAGAGAAGACUUUUUUGAUCAGCGCUGCAUUUCAACUUGAUGUGAGGCCUUUCCCAUUUAACAUGCCUUGAAGCUACCAAAAGUGUAUUACUAAGUGUCUAUACUCUUAUUGAGACAGUUUGCUGCAAAAUAUUUUGGGCAUAACAGCUGCCCAAGAUGCAAUAUGUUCACUUCCAUUUGACCCCAUUGUGUUGUAUGUGAAACACUGCUUAAGCAGAACACAAGAUACUAACCAGUCUGCACUGCGCUCUGCAAAAUCAAUCAACGAGCUAACUGAGAACUAUGGAUAAAGCAAGUAAUAUUAUUAAAAUCUUGCUAAUUCUCUUAUCAUAAAAAAACUACUUGAUGUCAAUUUCAGAGGAUUAUUUUAAAUUAAUCACUGCAAUAGGAUCCCAAAAAUUAUCAAUAUCCAUGACCACUACACCCCUACAAAACAAUGGAAAAUGUGAUUAUAACUACCUGUUUUGUUUUGUUUUUUUUUUCAGCUUGGAAUGUUUUUCCAUCUUUAGAAAAUUUACAAUGUGAUGCAGAGCAGGUUAGCAAAAAAAACAACCUACCAUCUGAUCUGAGAACUAUCGCUGCCAACAAAGGAUUCUUUGUUUCUGAUAACCAAGCAUCCGGGAACUGUUUGUUCCAUGCGUUAUCAGAACAAUUACAAAGUGUCAAAGGAAUUCGAAUCUCACACAAAGAGCUAAGAAAAACCUUGGUUCAGUUCCUUGAUGAGAACCCUAAUCUGGUAGGUUGAUAACUAGCCUAACUAACGGGCCUUCCGUGUCUGUUUGGCGGAUUCCUCCCAUGUGAUAAUCAUUUGAUAAUAAUAAUAUUAAAUUAAUCAGUAAUAAUCAUCAUCAAUUAUAAUCAUUUCCCUUAACUCAGUUCGACGAUUCUUUGCUAAACUAAAUUGGAUAAAAGCAGGGAUUGAACAUAACAAAAAAGAACUGUAGUAUUAUGGGAUCAAGACAAGGCUCUCUCGAUCUUCUUUGAAAUCACACACCUCUUCAUAUUUAGUCUGAAAUACUUAAGCGUUGAAAGCGAAACUUGCAGGGUAAUAACAACCAAAAACAACCAUUUUAGGUCACUUGUCUUGGUCUCAUCACACAAAUUAUGCAUCAUCAGUGUUCUCCCUAAAUUUUAGCUCGGCAGGUAAGGGACCAUUUAUGGACGGUAAGGCAAAAAAUAUAUACUUUUCUAAGAGGGGGGAGGGGGGAGAGUGGAGUGAGGGACAUGGACCCGCCCUCACUGGGAAAUUUUUCAUUCCCAUAUUUUAAGACCUAUUUUACGCAAAUCUGCUGUCGAUAUCGUUAGACAACAAAUUAAAACAUUUGAUUCCAAUAAUUUUACUAUGUCUUUAAUGUUCUCUUUCCAAAAUGCAUGUCCCUAAAAAGGAAAACUGUAUACACAGUACAGAACCAAAAUUAUGCACGCGCAAAAAGUGGCGUAAGAAGUUGCUGCGCCGCAAGAACAUGCAAGCCACCGCAAGAAGUGAAAGUGCCGUGUUUUUGCAGACCCUUUGUGGUUUACCCGCAAGAACUUUGAAACGAAAGAAGUCAAAAAUCUUCACCGCAAGAAGCUAGAAAGUUACCGCAAGCCUCAAGAAGGCGCAUGAAGUUCUUUAAGUGUCAACGUGAAAGAAAUUUAUGGUGUUUGUCGCCUUUUUGUUACAACACCCUUUUUGUUGCGUUGAUACUAAUUCACUCUGUGGCAGCAAAAGGUAAUCAUGCAAGGACACAGGUAAAAAGUUGCCUGAGAAAGCGAACAGCUUUCUCUGCUUUUUCUGCAAAGUGAACACUUCAAUCGUUCAGCUUUUCCAAAGUUAGAUAAAGCGUGUGAGGCGUUUGUUUAACAAAACGAUCUGUAGUUUCGAACAUUUCGAUCAUUUGGAUCAUUUCAUAGUACAAUACCAUAGUCUCGGCAAAACAAACCAAAGGCAUUGAAUUUCUGCCGCAAGGAAACAUGGGAAUAAUUUAUUACUUUAUUGUGCUAAUUUGAAAGAGCCUUUAGUGAAAAUAUUCCUUACUUUACUUUAGCAUGUUUUUUUUUCCCAAGAGCGCUUUAAGUUGACACAGUUGCACGUGCGGUCUCAAAUUACAUGGCUCUUUUGCAAAACAUACUACGAUCGUUCCUUAUUUUUGAAGCACUGCUUUUUUUUAUCAAAAUUGUACACAUUUCCUCGCUUAAAAGGUUACCUUUGCACAAGAUAAUUUUAUAUGUAUCGUUUCAAAAUUCACCGAUCAUGAAACAUGAAAGUAUUUUUAGUUUAUCUUUUUUGUUUUCUCUUGUUAUCUAUACAUCACUGUCAUUAUAAAGCAGCAAGAACGAAACAGUUUUAGGGUUUUGAAUGUUCAAAACUAUGUGCCUAAAGUAUAUUAGUGAUCCGCUGACAAAUACAGAAAGCGGCACAGCUAUUUUAUUGUCAUGAUAAAUUUUCACUUGUCUACGGCAAUUUUACCGCACUGAAAGAAGUUGUUGCGCUGCGGUUCGAAAAUCCCACAGCAAAGAAAUUCUUGUGGUUAAAUUUAUAACCGCAAAAAAGUUCUUGCGUCUUGCUGGAUUCAAGCGCAAGCGCCCUGCAAAAAGCCGCACGAAGUUUCCAGCUUGUGGACGCAAAAAGAAGUUCCUGCACGCGCAUUAUUUUUUGGGCUGUAGGUUUUGUACUUAGGUAGCUAUACUUUUCCAUGUGUUCAUUCAUUUUCUUGUGAGGAUCGGAUCGGAUCACAACUUGGGUAAACCUUUGAGCAGUUGCAGGCAGUAAGAAGUGUUGCUUCAGGCAGUAAAUUUUACCGGUUACCGCCUGAUAAGGAGAACACUGCAUCAUGACUUGAAAUAGCCGCCUUCUGUUGCCAUCUAAGGUUACAGGUGACCUUAACAGUUAACAGUAUCAUUUCCCUCCUAAUUUGGGGAGAAUCAAAAUAAUUCAUUAACAGGGCUGCCUCAAGGCGGGCCCAGUUUAUAAAAUACCUUUCAUUUUCUCCCCAAGGGGUAUUUCUGGGAAGUUGUAGUGGGGGUGUGCUGUCCAACUCUCCAAAUCUUGGCACUAUUUCAGAGCAACAGCUAUAAGGGAGUACCUCCCUGGGAUUUUCUACGUCGAAAAAUGUAGACUAUCGAUUAUUAACUUAGUAAUAGCAAAGCAUGUUAAGUGAAGGCAGCCACAUCCUCGGAGACCCAGGGGCAGCUAGUCGGGACAAUAGAAUGUCUGUGGUGAAAGUUUACUAUAAGAUCGAGAGGAGCCCCUGGGCACUUACUCUUACUGAACCAGUUCCAGAAGCUUUUGAACUGCCUGCUUCUGAUUGGCCAGAAAAAUUUUUUUGGCCAAUCAGCGAAGAGGAGCAGCCGGGUGACUGUGGUGUUUUCUUACAUGAUGUAGGUUUCUUAUUGAUCACCAUUGUUGCAUAGUGUGUUCAACUGAGAAAGUUGAUGGAGGGAAGUUCCAGAAAAAAACUGUUAACAAAGCCGGAAAAGUUUCAGAAGUUGUGCAAACAAACAUGGAGAUCUAAAAUGUAAGCUUGGAGUUGUAUACUAGGCAAUGUCUGCAAAGGUGUGGAAAGUGAAAGUCAUUAAUCACGUAUCAACAAUAAAAAUUUAUGAUACCUUCGACAGAUCCACCGUAAAAAUUCAUCGGAGAUUGUUGUUUCUUGUAGCUGUACUAGUUAAAGCUUGCAAUUUUACCGGCUUCUUAAACAUUUUGUUGUGAAGCUUUCCUCAAUAAACUUUUCCUUUUGAGCACCGUACGCAACUAUGGCGAUCAAUGAGGAAACCUACGUCAUGUAAGAAAACACCAGAGACACCCAGCUGCUCCUCUUUGCUGAUUGGCCAGAAAAAUUUUUUCCUGCCCAGUCAGGGGCAGGCAAUUCAAAUGCUUCUGGAACUGGUUCUGUGAGAGUAAGUGCCCAGGGGUCUUCUCGAUCUUAUAUAGUAAAUUUUCACCAGAAACAUUCUAGCUUGCAUAGCAAGUGUUUCUGCGUGAGUUCGUCGAGAAAGUUGGGACAAGAGCAAAAAAAGAAAUGACAGGGAAGGGGAAGGGGAGAGAAGGAAACGCUUGCCCACAAACCCCAGGAUUUUGGAAAACUGCGUUCUCCCACAAACGCAGCUUCUGAUUGGUGCAGUGCUCAUAGUCUUGAUUAAAUAGCUAUCAAUACAUGAAACCAGAUACGUUAAAUCCACGAAGAGAGAUUAGCAUGAGAUAUGAGAUAUAUAUGAUAUAUGAGAUAUGAGAUAUAUGUAUAUAUAUAUGAUAUAUAACAAAGCUUUUCUACUCAAUUUUGUUUCAUAUGGACUUGAAUACAAUACUGUUUUGUAGGCCAAGGAAGCAGUGACCCACUCAUCAGUUAAAUUCUAUACAGCUAUUUUAAGAAAGGUUGUCAGAAAGAGUGCACGCGACAAUCCCGAAAGGUAUUUUGGAUGGUGUUUAGAAAGAAAUUUGAAAGAAUGGCACGAGAUGCAAUGGAUGUAGGUUGGCAACUGUUAAAGGAAAGCAACAAAGGUAGAUUCGACAGCCACAGUGUCAUGAACGGUGUAUUGAUUAUAUCCCAUAUUACCUUUUGAGAUUGUCAGGUGCACAUUGUUUCCGACAACCUUUCUCGAAAGAGCUGUAUACACUGAUGUAACCUGUGUAGUAUCGAGAAAUUCUAUAUGCUAUUUAAACCGGACAUGCAUGGCAACUCUUAACAAGCAUAACGAACUUAUAUCAACUUGUAGGCACAAGCGGAAGUUCCUCCUUAAAUAUAAUUCAAUCGCAUCCUUAACGACCAAUCAUAAGUUUACAUAGAUAUACUGUUGUACAUUUGAAUAUUGUAACGGCUUAGAUCAUGUUGCUGAUGUAUAUAUAUAAACUCUAACGAUGCUUCAGUGUAUAUGGAAUUUAACUGAUGAGUGUGUCAACGCUUCAUUGACCUACGAAACAGUAUUGUAUUAAAGUCCAUAAUUGAAACAAAAUUGAGUAGAAAAGCUUUGUUACUACCGCUCCAUAUUAUAUAAUUGUUGAGCACUAUCCUGAAUUUAGCAGUGUGGAACUCACCUGUAGUUAUAUGAUAUGUACAUAUAUAAGAUAUGAGAUAUAUAUGAGAUAUACAUGAGAUAUGAGAUACUGCUUUGAGAUAUAUAAACAAAAUGAACUACAAGGUAUAUAUAUAUUCACUUGGACAGUUUGAAAGGCUUCAGACAAAAACAAAACUUGAAUUUUAAUUUGCUUUGUUAGUUUUAAGAUCGAGAAUUGAGAAACGUACUGCUCAGUCAUGUUAUACUGUCACACUAUAUUUUGGGGGGCAGAGGGAUUGAGGGAGGGGUGCUAAACCGUUCCUGCUUAGAGUGGCUAACUUGCUUAUUUUUAUUGUUAAUGGUGGAAUUCAAAAGUUACUAUACGGCCCCAACAAAAAAUGGUACUCAUUUUUCUUGUUACGAAAGUCUUCCAAAAGGGUACAGUGUUCAAAUGAGUUUAUGUUUCACUCGCAGGCAAUGGUCAGUGACAAGCACCCCCAACCACCCCCUCCCCUUAAAAAAGGUCACUCCUUGGCAGCCCAGUUAAAAUCGCCUUUUUGGCGAUUCUUGUUUUAUUUGAAAUUUGCCUCCCAGCAAACCCUUGUGCCUUCAAGAAAUUAGCAAUUAAUGAAUGAGGCUGAAUAAGAUAUGAAGAAUUAAGCAGAUCGAGGAGGGUUUUAUCCACCGAGGCUGAAGGCUGAGAUCGCCCUCCAAGUUGUCUUCUUGCUGUUUUUGACAUGUUUUUAGCUAUUACUUCGCCUAGUUCCAGCUGUAGACUUUCUUACUCUUGAAAUGAGUGAAAUGUCCGCCUUUUUUUUUUCACAACCAAAACAACUCAACCAGUGGUCCCCAGGUAUUCUCAGUUAACAGUGCAUUAACCUGCAGUGGGCUGCAUUUUUGACGUCAUUUCCUCAUUAAACACAAAAUUCUUCCAAAUUUGGUCAUCAUUAACUGGUUAUGGUGAAAUAUGCAUGUGCUUUUAGCCAAUCAGAAUUGGGAAAAUAUUUUGAAUGAAUAAUAAGUGGUUUUAAAGCCUACCCUAGCCAACCACUCACUUUUAAAUAAACUUUAAAUAAUCUUUCUAGCAGAUUAAAAUCACUCCACAUCUAUGCAGCCUAGUAGAAAAAAAUGAAAUUCACUUGCUUCAUUGUUUUUGUUUUUUAGCACGAAGGAACAUCUCUGUUUAACUUUGUCUCUGGAUACCCAUCUUGGCGUGAAUACUUACAAAGCAUGGCGAAAGACGGUACUUGGGGCGAUCAUGUGGUUUUGUUUGCUGCAGCAAAUCACUUUCAAACUUCCAUCCGUAUUAUCAGCAGUCUCGACCGUGAGAUAGUUGUCCAGCCAGAUCACGCACUUACCAACACCACCCCCCUUGUGUUGGGGCACAUUCACGAGUUACACUAUGUCAGCCUUCAGCCCAGACAAGGUAAAACAUUCUUUCUAUUCACAAAGAUCCUUUUUUUCUUUUUUUGGACCUGCGGAAUUAUGUUUGCGGAAUUUAUAUACAUAUAUCAGUAGCAGAGGACAUUGCAAGAUGAUGAUGAUACUAUAAAUGUCUCUAUGAGAAUAAAGUUUACUUUUUUUCUAAACAAUAAGUUGUCCCUGCUUAAUCUGAAUAUACUAGUUGUAUAAGAUGUUAUUCCAUUGGAUAUUGUAAACUUCUACUAAUUUACCUCUACUGUAAUAAAAAAUUGCAGAGAUACUAGAGAACUCUUGCACUAGCCUGAUUCCUUUAUGGUCUGGAGGUCACUCGCUCAAACGCCAUUAGCUCGUUAGCUAAAAUGUUAUGUUCCCGACUAUUGUACAAUGAAUAAUUAGAACAUUAGUGUUGUUAUUUCUGAAUAAUUUAUAUAACUGAUCACUGUGAAGAAUAACAGUAGUUUAUUGUGUAAAUAAAUAGAGUGGUGAUGCAAUUUUGACCCAAACGCCUUGAAGUCUAGCCUGCGCCACAGACAAAACUAAACUCUGGUUAAGUCCAUCUGCGAAACAGCGCUGAAUUCCUUGUUCCUGACCCCCAGCUGUGUACGUACCAGGAUUUGAGUACGAGCCAUGAUUGGCUCGUUAAAAAUGCCAUUGUUAAUUAAUGCCAAAUAAAUAAGAUGAAAGGAAUUUCGAAAACAUUCUUCUGGUAAUUCGUUGAGUCCCUUGGGAGCCAGAAUAAGGAUAUUGGCGCUGCUUCACAGACAUUACUAACUGAAGUUAAAUUAGGUCUGUGAUGCAGACUGCUUGAAGUCAUUUUAGUAUAUCGAACAUCCAUGGGCUAUUCGCAAAUCUGAGCUCAAAUCUGUCGCAUAACAUGAUCAUCCAAUCAAAUUUUACGGUUCGUUAGGAAAAAUCACACAUAUAAUUUAAUGUAUGACUCAGUGGUUUAGACUUGAUGAAGCAUCAGUUGCAAAUUUAUCAACUUAAUUCUUAUGUUUGAAUUAUUUUGACCAAAAAAAUAAAAGUUAAAAUUCCAUAUGUGCUUAUUUAAAGCCCAAAACCUGCCAAGACACUAGGGUGUUUCCUGUAGUACUUGCUGUAAAAUUCAGUCUGAAUCCUGAUCUGCGAUCAAAAACUUCCUUAAAAAUUAAAUUCACAAGCAUAUUUGUGGAUGGUUAAUGCUCCUACUGAAGCCACAUUUUACACUUGUAGCCAUUGACAAACUAUUUUUUUUGUGGUCAUGACAACUGUGUUACUUAUCAUAGUUGCUUUGGAUUUUUCUUUUUUUUGCUAAUAAAUAUUUAAAAAUUAAUUUAAUUUUCCAGUUUGUGUGAAGCCAUUUCAACUUACUGUCAUGCAAGCAACAAAGAGAUGGGGAGAUGUGACUGAAGACUCAGAUGAAGAAGUUAAUUUCUAUGGUAAGAAAAUAAGCCCUCCUUUACAUGAAAAUAAAAGUGAAAAUGUGAUAACUCACUGUACAAUGUAAGGCUAUUGCAACCUUGGUCAUAAUUGCUGUGAUGUUGGACACUAGUGAAAACAUUUGGCUGAACCCAUCCCUCCUCACAAAAGAACCCAGUCAUUUUUAAGAACCCACUGAUUUUUAAGCAAGUGAAGUGUAGUCCUUCAAAAAAAACUUUUGCAUGAUUGUGGACCAACCUUAAGAGAACCUUUUGUUAGGGGCUUAAUUUACGUGGAGGCAGAAAGAUUAUAGAACUACUCAGAUCUUAGAAGGGGGAACAACUUGUCAUUUGGUUAAUACGUGCUGGGACGUGGUCAAGUUAACUGUUAACUGCCUUUUAACCCUUUAAGCCCCAGUAUCAACAUACAUAUUCUCCAAAAUGAUCUCCAUACAUUUCCUUACGGAAUUAGUUGAGAGAAUAUGAUAAUAGAUCAAGGCAUUUUCUCUUGGGUGAUCAUUUUAUUUAUUCUCUUAACGUAUCUCUUGACAGUGUAUGGAUAUUGUUAGGAGAAAAUUGAUCUUGGUCACUAUUGGGACUUAAAGGGUUAACACAGAGGCUCCUUUUGGCUAAAUCUGGCUGAGUUUCUUUUUACUCAUUUUACUGUGAGGCUGAAAAAUGUGAAGCCCAUCUUCCUUCAACUUGUAAUCUUUCACUACAUUCAAAUUAAUUGAUGCUGUUGCAUUAGUACUUGCUGCUUUUCUCUUCGAUCUGUAUCUCUGAUUUGGGCCACAUAUAUUUUUUAACAAAACCGGUACCAAAUGUUACACCCUCAAUCAGAAACUACCAAAAUAAUCCUUAAAAGAUGACAGACUGAAAACUGUCCUGAACUUUCAGUUAGCACAGAAAUAUUCAAAAAUUCAAAUACUCAUGCCAUAAAUUCCACCUCUGAUGAUUAAAAAAUACUGUGGUUUUGCCAAUUUGUACAAUGAAGGCCAAGUUUUACUGAAACUUUGGGAUUUUUAACAUUUAAAUUUUAUGUACUGUUUAAAAAAACAAGCAGGAGUGUAUUACAUGACUGCAAGUUUUUUGAACAGCUUCAAAAUCUCUGAUAUAGAUCAACUCAACUGUCUUUGCAACCUGCCAUUAGCACUCCAUAAUGUUGUAAAUAUUAUAUAUCAUUUUAUUGAUUUCAAUUUUUAUUAUCAUUAAUUUUAAUUAUUUCUUUUUCAUGCACUCAUUAGGAUCUAAGAUAAUAAGAAUUUCAGAAGAUUCAACAAGCAGAUCAGAGGACAGUGAUGGCAAUACACCCCAGCUUACUACUGAUUUUCCAGAGGAUACAACUGGAAGAUCAGAUGGAAGUGAUGCUUCUGUACCACAGCUUACUGGCAGUCUCCCUUCUUAUGUAAACAAUACUGCAAGCAAUGCAAAGAAGCCAAUUACAGGCCCUCCUGAGCUUAAUAAAGUUCUUCCAUCUUCGCGUGACAUUAGCACAAUAACCAAACCUUCAAACGAAGCUGAUCUCCCUGUUGAUGUGUUGUUACUGACAGUAAAGGAUUGUGAGUUUUUAGCUUGUUACAGUGAGCUAAAAAACCCCUAUAGAUGUUAUUUUGAUGGUCUUGGAUAUGUUUACUUUUCUGAUGUGGAUAGAAGGCAAGAGAAAGUUAAAGUCGCAUUAUUAAAAUGUUAUGAAAAUAGUAGUGGUCCUGGUGGUUCUCUUGUCUCUGUUAUGAAGGCAGCCACUGUGCUCAGACCUAAAGCAGUUGUAUCUGUUGGUACGUGUAGCAGUCUUCACCCUGAGAAAUGCAAGUUAGGAGAUGUUGUUGUGCCUGCCAAAAUAGCAACAUAUGCUCCCAAAGAAGUGAUGAAUAAUCAAGAACAGUCAACUGGCUUGAGAAAUUGUGUGAGCAAACGUUUUCUGGACGUCAUUAAGAACUGUAAAGAUGGCUGGCAAGCACCUUUGAAGAACCAGUCUGAUGCUCAGCAAGUUCAAGUUCAUACUGCUGCAGAGUUUCUGAGUGGACCAGAAAAAGUCAAUUCUGGGCAGCGGCGUGAUCAACUUGCUGAAACCAAUCCUCAGGCAAUAGCAAUGGAAAAUGAAGGAGAAGGUAGGCCAACUGCUUUUUUGCAGCCAGUCUUUAUAAGUAAAGGUGCACACAGUUAGUUCAAGUUUUGCUUGAGGAGGUGGAAAGAAACACAGUAGCGUGCAUCAUACUUGUACUGGGAAAGCAAAAAUUGUGUUUCCUUUAAAGCGUCAAAAGGUCGGUAGUUUGGCACUUUAAAUCAUGUCUGCUAGUUUCAUUGGGAAAUCCUCUCGUUUCUGCCAGAGAAAUAAUUGUCAUAUUGCCUAAAACAUUAUGUGGCUAAAUCAAAUUUAGCCUAAGUUUAACUCUUGACAUGGCUGGCCAGUUAAGUUAGUCUUUCAAAUGAGAAGGCUCUUCAGGGACCCUGGGGAAUUCACAGCUUCUCUGUUGAGGUCAAUUGUUCUGCUCCUUACCCAGCCUUCCUUUUGGUAAGUACAGUGGAACCCCGUUAACACUGUCACUAAUGGGUCAAAACAAUUUGGCCACGUCAACGGGGUGGCUGUAUCACAAGGGCAGGGUCAAACUUCAUGACUUGAGGACUGUAAUGACAAGCACAUCAUACAUCGCUGUCGCACUUCUUGUACAACUCUGUUCUCUUAAGUAAAUAACAGGAAUGUAGAUAUCACACACCAUAGUUGUAAAAACUACUUGAAACUCCUUUAGGACAUAAAACAGUUUUUAAAAAUCGGCUAUUAGACCACCACAAAAUACAUUGUAAGUGACUAUAGUUUAAAAAUAGUAGAAAAACAAGCUCAGCUUAAUUACUAGGUCAAUGAAAUUGACAUGUUACAGUCAUUAAUCAGUUUCAAAAUUUCUGACAAGUGGCCGUUUCAGUGGGGUGAAAUAUUUUAUUGUAAAAGAUGCUACUGUUUGGGAUUUUAAAAUAUGGCAAUUGGCCACAUCAAUGGGUGACUGUGUUAACAAGGUUUUUUCAUUAGAAAAUGUAUGGCCAUUUUGCCAGGCCAAAAAUAACAAGGUGACUGUAUUACUAAGCUGGCCACUUAAUAAAAGCUCCACUGGUUAGCUGUCAAAUGGUGCCUGAAUUAUUGCCACUCGAAGGGUUGUCAUGGUUAUGAGCAGCUGCACUCGACUGCAGUUUCCUGGCUCUACAAGCCUUGCAAGCACCUCCACCCACACUCAUCUUUGUUGAUAAAUUUAAAUUACACUAUUAUGAAACUUAUACGAAAAUGGCUGCCAACAUCUCCCACUGUCUCGUCAAGUUUCUUAUUUUGGUGAUGAAGACACUUAAAUGAAACAGGACUUUUCUCAAAACUCAUGUACUGUUUGUUUUGUUGUUCUACAGGCGUAUUUACAGCAGCAUUUGGUUGUCAAAUUGAGUGGUUAAUUGUGAAAGGAAUAGCUGACUAUGCAGAUGGUUCUCAUUUAGCUUCAGAGAGUUGGUCUUCCUGUGCCAGUGUGAUGGCAACAUCUCUUGUUGCACACAUGUUGAAUGAACCCCGUGUUUUCCAUUCCUGGCCUCAUUAUCAAGGUAAUCAU
Molecule: messenger RNA, 13952 nt
Organism: Porites lobata
Lineage: Eukaryota; Metazoa; Cnidaria; Anthozoa; Scleractinia; Poritidae
Source: the annotation of a GenBank genome assembly